GCCAAAAAUAACACCUCCUCUUGUUCAGCACCCAAAGUCGAAGGAUAGCUCUGGCCUUUCAAUGGAAGAAAGUGCUAGAUUUGUCAGUGUUGUAUAAUUUAACCAAUUCUCAGUGUCCAUAUUUGUUUUGGAACGAUCGGAAUUGUCUUCAGUUAAUGUGAGAGACAGAACUGGCGUCAAACAUGCGUAAAAAUCAACGCUGUCCAAGCAGGGAACCACCGAGAAAGGAAUUAUCGCCGCUCAUCUGAGGCCAAUCUCGAUUAUUUUUGUCAAAUAAGGAAACAUAACAUAGCUAGCCGGCUAACGUUAGCUCAGUACAUAGCUAGGUUAACGACAUAUCUUCACACAAAAGCAGAAUCCGGCAGAUAAUCAAGAUUGGAUCUACAUUCGCACAGCAGCAGGAAAACCUAUAGGCAGCAAUGGGUGCAUUCCUGGACAAGCCGAAGACGGAGAAGCAUAGUGCCCACGGUGAGGGCAAUGGGCUGCGUUAUGGCCUGAGCUCCAUGCAGGGCUGGCGGGUGGAGAUGGAGGAUGCCCACACAGCUGUGGUGGGUCUCCCCCAUGGACUCACCGAUUGGUCCUUCUUUGCUGUCUACGAUGGCCACGCAGGCUCCCGGGUGGCCAACUACUGCUCCGGUCACCUGCUGGAACACAUCUUGUCAGGAGGGGCCGACUUUCGUUCAGGGCCGGGCUCUGUGGAGGGUGUGAAGGACGGCAUCCGCUCGGGCUUCCUGAACAUUGAUGAGUACAUGCGCAGCUUCACUGACCUGCGGCAGGGCCUGGACCGCAGCGGAUCAACAGCAGUGUGCGUGUUGCUCAGCCCGACCCACCUCUACUUCAUUAACUGCGGCGACUCGCGGGCCGUGCUGAGUCGAGACAGCAAGGUGGGCUUCUCCACCCAGGACCACAAGCCCUGCAACCCCCGCGAAAAGGAGCGCAUCCAGAACGCUGGAGGCUCGGUCAUGAUCCAGAGGGUAAACGGCUCCCUGGCUGUGUCCCGGGCCCUGGGGGACUACGACUACAAAUGUGUGGAUGGUAAGGGCCCCACGGAGCAGCUAGUGAGCCCCGAGCCCGAGGUUUGUGUGUUGGAGCGAGCGGCCGAAGGAGACGAGUUUGUGGUGCUGGCGUGUGAUGGAAUCUGGGAUGUCAUGUCCAACGAGGAGCUGUGUGAGUUUGUCCGCUCACGACUCCUGGUGUGUGACGAUCUGGAGAAGGUCUGUAACUCAGUGGUGGACACCUGUCUGCAUAAGGGGAGCAGGGACAAUAUGAGUGUGGUGUUGGUGUGUUUACCUGGAGCUCCCAAGAUCUCAGAGGAGGCUGUGAAGAAAGAAGAGGAGUUGGAUAAAUACCUGGAGACCCGUGUUGAGGAGCUGCUGGGAAACUGCGGGGAGGCGGGAGUCCCUGACCUGGUGUCUGUCCUGAGGAGCAUUGCCACAGAGAACAUCCCCAACCUCCCACCUGGUGGUGGCCUGGCCAGCAAACGCAGUGUGAUCGAAGCAGUGUACAACAAGCUGAACCCUCACAGAGAAGAGGAAGGGGCCUGUGCGGGGGGAGAGGAGGAGAGUGAGGAGGGAGGUGGCAGUACGGCGGCUCAUCUGCUGGAGGCUCUGCGGCAGUUCCGCCUCCACCACCGGGGGCAGUACCGCGCGGUGCUGGAGGAGUCCCUGGCCGCCUACCACGUGCGAGGGGAGAGCGCUGCCGAGGGAGCCGGGGAGAGCAGGAGGACCUCUGACGGCGACCGCGACAGUGACGACGACAUCCAGGAGCAGCCUGCCUCCCCUCCCUCUCCCCCCUCGCCCCCGCCCUCACCUGCCACUGCAGAGCCGGAGGCCAGCCAAGAUGCGCCUGCCCCUGUGUCCGAUUCCUCCUCUGACUGAGCACCCCACCCGCAUAACCCACCCACCCACCUAUCUGUCCAACUCCAAAGCUCUAAUCAGAUCUGCUAUGGCCUCUCCUCCUCUUUCCUUCAUCACAGAACUUGAAUGGACACAUCGGCCGUUUCCGGCUCUCUCAUUGUCUGCAACCCCAGCUGCUAUUGCCAUUCAUGAAUAUUUUAGUAAUUCUUUGGAAAUAAAAAUGGCCCCUCUGUCUAUUCAAGUUCUGUCUCCGAGCCACAUGAAUACCAUCUACCUAAUGAGGACUGUUUCUUUUUCUGAUUUGUGUCCCCUGUCCUCUGACCACCUUGGCUUGGAUUCUCCAAACUUUCCCCAGCCACUUUUACUACUUAACCACACAGACUCAUGUUUACAACAGCAAAGAAUGAAAACAAAUUAUAAUCAAUUGCAAAAGUGGCUGAUGAAGCAAAUAAAAUGAACAUUGCACUCCAUGACCCACAUUUACCAGUGUUGGCUUCUGGCUGAUAUCCCUGAAUCCCCAGCCCCCCUCAGCCUCGCCCCCACUCCUGCUUACAGUGGACGAACUGACCAAGAAAAGGAGAGGAGACACUCUGAACUGCAGCUGUGUCUCCAGGCCUUUAACUCCAUCUACAGACUCAGAACACACUCUUUUGUGCAUAUGUAUGUAUGUAUGUGUGUGUAUGUGUGUCUGCAUGAGUCUGAGAGACCAAUCAUCACUACAUAACCUUGUGAUUUUGGUAGUUGAUGACACUCGAGUGUUAGCCCAUUUAUCAGCAUGUUCAGCGAUGUUGGGUUUGUUCAAAUCACUGGGCAGUUUAACCACAGAGGGAUGCUUGUGUGGGUGGGUUCGUGGGUGUAGUUAAAGCGACAGUUUUCAUUUAAAUCAUUCUCUCACCACAUAUCCCUAAUUUCACAUCACCACUGUUAAAACACUGCCUCACUAUCACACACAGAGGGUAAAAUGUGUUUCUGUCAGGUGUUAUUCAGGUGAACAAAGACAUGUCAGUAACACUCAGGGAAGCAGAACAUGUUGUGGUACCAGGCAACCAAAGUGGUCAUAAAAUUAACAGUUUAAAUGCAAAUAAACUAAAAGUCUGCACUGAGGCUAGUGACCCUCUAAGGCUGUAAUAUUCAUUGCACACGAGAAAAAAAAUUUGAACUUCACAAGUGAGGAAAUGGUGUUGCCAGGUUAAAGUUCAUUCAAUCAAAAGGCUUUGUACAGUUUGUCAGCAGCUCACAUCACAGCUUUUGUCGGCGUGGGAGACAGACCUGGAUGUUUUCCAUAGAAAGGCUCAGGGGAGUGGCUGUGUACUGCUUUUUCAUGGAGAUUACAGUGAGGAAACACUUGCGAUAUAGCAUAAAUCUUACUUUUGUGCUGCUUGGCAAAAUUUAUUUUUCAAGCGUGGAAUGAGCUCAGUGUUGCCCCUUCUGGCCAAUGAAAAAAAAAAAAAACACAAUCUCUCCAACUAACACACACUUCUAGGUCCUUUUUUAAGAUGCUAUUAGACAUGUUACCAGCUGAAUUAGCUGAACUGCUGUCAGUACUGGUUACAUGCAACUGUUAGCGUUCACCUCAAAACACAGCUAACCCUAAGUGCAGCCAUUCUGACAAAGCACAGCUGUGACAGAUGAAGGUUAAGCUCAGUCAAACUGUGUAGAACUGUACCUGACAGGUUUGAGAUAAAAAGAUCUCUGUAAACAAUUAACUUGCUUACUUUAGAUAACAGUAUGACCUUUGACCUGACGACACCCUCAAGCUAACACAUUGUUUGUCAAACAUACGUACAGUUGGCAUGUAAGCACACAUGCUAAAUGUUAAAUGUUAACAUGCUGACAUUUAGUAUUUAACUUGUUAGCACGCUAACAUCCAGUAUGCAAUGUUUAUCCUGUUGGCUUGCUAAUAUGAUAACAUUUAUCAUGUUAACCUGCUAGCAUGCUAUGUCAUCAUUCAUGUGUAUUCUGGGCAUGCUGUUAUAAAUUUUAAAACGUAUCAAUCCAUCCAACAAUAGUUUAACACACUGCACCUCUUGACCAAUAUUUCAUACCUAAAAUCACACUGCUACAGUAGCAUGGCUGAGUAUAUCCAGUCCAGGCCUUAAACGCCUGAUUUAUUUAGCACCUGUACAAUCAAUUACACAUGGACAUAUUGAAUGUGUUUAAUGUGAGAUGGUUGUGUAUCUGUAUUCAGUUCAAAGUAUAGCUGAAGUAUUAAUGUACCUGUUUUAUAUAAAUUUCCCACAACUCAUACUGCCAGAUACUGGUAUUAGCUGUGGCUUUAUGAGUUCCACAGCUUGACUAAAGCCCGCAUACAGCACAUUUUACUCCUCGCAGUUUAUGACAUCGUUCAAAAUGACACAAUCUCAAACUCCUACCUCAUUAUGGAAGUUUGACUCAAACAGACUGCUGAUGCUACAGUGUUUAUUCUUCCUCUUUGAAAGCAGGUAGAGAGAGUCUAUAUAAUGCCCUGUACCCAAUGACUCUGGUAAUGCAUGUACUGCACUUAUCUUUUACAGUAUCUAAGGCACUUAACUAUUGGAGGGGAGGUUAUGCUAAACACUGUGUGUGUGGUGUGUGCGCGUGUGAGUGUGUAUAUGCGUGUUUGUGUAUGUCUGAGAUGCAUUUGUAUGGGUUUACGUGGGCUAAAUCAGUCCCACACAAUUAAAAAUUACAAAUGAACAAAUAAAAAUGAUUUGAGGUAUAAUGCUA
This is a messenger RNA of Lates calcarifer (barramundi perch), 4562 nucleotides long. RefSeq names its product protein phosphatase, Mg2+/Mn2+ dependent, 1Bb (gene ppm1bb). Gene Ontology annotation, biological process: positive regulation of canonical NF-kappaB signal transduction; positive regulation of canonical Wnt signaling pathway; protein dephosphorylation. Lineage: Eukaryota; Metazoa; Chordata; Actinopteri; Centropomidae. Gene Ontology annotation, cellular component: cytosol; nucleus. The record is from RefSeq and is a predicted model, not a curated record. Gene Ontology annotation, molecular function: magnesium ion binding; manganese ion binding; protein serine/threonine phosphatase activity.